Molecule: messenger RNA, 3356 nt
Organism: Chenopodium quinoa (quinoa)
Lineage: Eukaryota; Viridiplantae; Streptophyta; Magnoliopsida; Caryophyllales; Amaranthaceae
Product: protein FAR1-RELATED SEQUENCE 6-like
Exons: 6
Coding region: 1569-2573 (334 amino acids)
Biological process (GO): regulation of DNA-templated transcription
Source: RefSeq, a predicted model, not a curated record
GACCUUCUGCACUGCCGUUGAUAGUUAACCAAGGUUAACCACCUAGAGUAAACUCCCUUUUCUCUUUCAUAUUUACUUCUCCCUUUUCCCUCUUCUCCUGCUCAACCGAUUUUCCAGUUCUUUUCUCCGAUUUUCCGUCGCUGGUGGAGCACUAUAACAUUCGACCGAUUUUCAGCCAUACUGGUGGAUCACUACCGCAUUGUUAAGUGAUCUCUUAUACCAUGGAUGUGGGUGAUGUUGAUCUUGAUCCUCCUGGUGUUGGUAAAUAUAUUAAUUUGGUUGAGGACGUAGUUGACCCCAACCUAGAAUUUGUUCAAGAUUCUGGCUGUGAGGGAAGCAUGGAAAAUAUGGAGUUUAAUCCGAGCUCAAACAUGUGUUUUGAAUCUGGUUGUGUGGGGAAUGGGAUAAGAAUGGAAAAUAUGGAACUGUUGAACCCCAGCUCUCCUCUCAUUGGAUCACAGCAGGUUGUCUACACAUCUCCUAUACAGACAGUUCGCACUGUCCAGACUGUUGAGACUGUUGUAUCAACUAAUGUGCCCCUUGUUGAACCUCCAAAGGAGGGUAUGGUAUUCAAGAGCUGGGAGGACAUAGAGGAGUACUUCAAAAUGUAUGCUUUUAGUAAUGGAUUUGGUGUAACUAGAGUGCAGGGUUCUUUUUCUAAGGCAACUAAGGAGCGUAGGGGUACUAGGUGGAGGUGUGAAUGUUGGGGUCCCCCGAACAUGAGGGCCCUAAGGGAGGCCAAGAAGAGGGCCAAAGCAAUGGAAGUCGGUGGAACUGGUGGCAAGGUAAAUGGUGUAAUAGGGGUGGAUGAGCUGAAACAAGGAAAGAGAAAGUCUAAAAAAUGCUUUUGUCCUGCAAACAUUUAUGCAAGUGUUAACGAUGCGGGUGAGUGGGUUAUACGGUCAGCCGAACUAGAACAUCAUGGCCACAAACCAACCCCGACAAAGGCAAAUCUAGUGAAAGAGUACAGGAUGAAGCAUUACACUUCAUCUGUACGCAAGAAGCUGAUGAACUUCUACGAAGAGGGUGUUCCUGUUAAGAAAAUACAUGGAUGCUUGUCCCAUGAAAAAGACAAACUCCCUAAUGUGAAGGACCUAGAACACGAGGUAUACAAAGCUAAGAAGUUGAAAAUGGAAGGAGGCGAUGCCGUAGCGAUGAUGAAGUAUUUUGAGAAGAUGCAAGCCGACAACCAAAACUUUUAUCAUGCACAUCGGUUGGAUGAAGAAGGGCGACUAAAGGAUGUGCUAUGGGUGGAUGCUAGGAGUCGUGCGGCCUACAAAGAUUUUGGAGACGUGGUAUGUUUUGAUGCCACGUACUUGACCAACAACUACGACCUCCCUUUUGCAAAUUUUGUUGGCGUGAAUCAUCAUGGUCAAUCAAUUCUCUUUGGAUGUGCCUUGGUAUCACGCGAAGAUUGUGAAACCUAUUCUUGGGUGUUUACGCAAUGGCUAGCAUGUAUGGGGAACCGGGCACCCUUGGGAAUUCUUACCGAUCAAGCAGAAGCAAUGAGAAGGCCGCUUGCAGAAAUUAUGCCAACAGCACGCCAUAGAUGGUGCAUAUGACACAUUAUGCGAAAGUUUCCUGAGAAGCUUGGGAAAUGCGAGUUGUAUGCUGAAUUCAAAAAUCCUCUUAAAUCUCUCAUUUAUGAAAGCUUCACGGUUGACGAAUUUGAGAGUCGGUGGCUUGAGUUUAUGAAGAAGUAUGGCCUGGAAGAAAACGAAUGGCUAUGUGACCUGUUUGAAGAGCGUCACAUGUGGAUCCCGGCAUAUAUGAAGGAGUACUUCUGGGCUGGAAUGAAGACUACCCAACGUGUAGAAAGCAUCAAUAGCUUUUUUGACGGUUUUGUGAACCGGAAGACUAAGUUGUAUGAGUUCCCGAAAAAGUACAGUAAGGCUAUGACUAGUAAGGUGACAGAUGAAACUGAAGCUGAUGCCAAAUCGACGAAAUAUGUGUGGCGAUUAGUCAGUGGGUUUAAGGUUGAGAAAGUGUACCAGAAGUUGUAUGCUGAUGCAAAAUUUCAGGAGAUUAAGAAAGAACUGUCAAGGAUGAUGUAUUGUUAUGGGCGAGAGGAAAGAGUGAUUGAUGAACACAAUGUCCAUUACUAUCUUGAGGAUAGAGUGUGGAUUGUCCCGGAAGGGAGGAGCGAAGAGGUUAUAACGGACAGAAGGCGAAUUUACUGUGUCAGAUUUAACAGAGUAACGAAUGAAGUCAGCUGCGAUUAUUGUAAAUUUGAAACAUUCGGUAUUUUUUGCAAGCACUGCAUUCGUGUACUAGAUCAAAAUCUUGUGUUCAAGAUACCAUACAAGUACAUCUUGGACAGAUGGCGUAAGGAUGUUGUUAGGAAGCAUACUCGUGUUAAGGUUGCAUACCACGAUCCGUCGGAUACAGCCGAGGUGAAGAGAUUCAACAAAAUCAUGUCCGAGUUUGAGCCAAUAUGCGACGAAGCGUCUGCUGUUGAUGAGGAUACAGUACAGAUGGUGCUUGCUUCCUUGUUAAAGCUAAGGAUUGAAGUAAAGGAAAGGAGGAAGAAGUUCAUUGCGCAGAAUGGGGUUCAACUACUCCCUAGCAGAUAGUAUCCUCCCUCUGAAAAAGGUUCCACAGGUAGAGUAAUCACUCUGUCUUCUGUAUGAAGGAUUGGUGGACGGUAGCAUUCAGGAGGAUGUAGAGUGGGUCGAGUUACAGCCAGAAGUCACUGAGACCCCAGUUGACACACCACCAGCAGUUAGCCAACAGGUGCUAGACCCAAAAUCAAGGAAACGUCCUCGAGGAAGGCCUAAGGGAUCGCGAAAUAAAUCAUUGGCAGAGUUGGGGUAUAAGAAGAAAAACAAGGAGAUUCCUGUCGCAGUUGAUGAAACUGAACCGGGAGGUGAUGAAAUUGUUGCACCCACUCCAGCUGAGAAACAACCCAUCCCCAAACGAAAGGGUAGGAAGAAGAAGGCCGCAAAAAAAGGCGGUAAUGCUGGUGAAGUUGCAGCCACCACCCCUACCUCUUCUGAUGAAAGAGUACCUCCAGCUAAGAAACCCAUCCCCAAACGAAAGGGACGGAAGAGAAAGGCCACUACAAAACGCGGGGCUGCUGGUGAAGGUGUUGCCACCCCAACCUCGUCUUUUGAGUUCUAAUUAGCUGUGGCCCAAAGUUCUUUGUUAUGUACUCAAGUCGAACUAUGUAGCGUUUGUAUUACUUGUUGUUGGUGGUUUAGGGACUAUGUCAUAUUGGUAAUUGCUUAUUUUAUGUUACGCAUCGUAGUUGCUUAGAUUAGGCUACAACCUUUUGAACUGUUUUCGCAUUGUUCGAACAACCUUUUGGAAAUGUGUUGCAUUCAACUGGAGCAAUUACAUGCUUUAAUUUCUGUUAU